AAUGGUGUUAUAGUAGGCGGGGCGUAACCAUAGUGACUGCUGCUAGCAAGGGGAGGCCACUAGCGGCUUGUAUCGGAGGUAGCAGGUGUCAGCAGUAAACAAACUGGCAGCAGCUAGCAAGAAGGUCUCAGAACAAUCAAAAGUGAGGCUCCAACAAACUAGAUGGUGAUGGUGAGAGGUAGAGCGCUGACCCAUGGCACUCUGGUUCUGCUCAGUCUGUGGCUGUGCAUACACUCAGUGCCCAUCAAUGUGGACAAGAGCAAAGAGAAGGUCCAACAGGAAGAGGUCGAGGCCCCAGAAGGCUUUAACUCAGGGCUGCAUUAUGACCGCUACCUCAGGGAGGUCAUCGAGUACCUGGAGAAAGACCCUCACUUCAGGGAAAAGUUAAAAAACACCAACAUGGAUGAUAUCAAGCACGGCAAACUAUCCAAAGAGCUGGACUUUGUCCACCACAGCCUGCGCACCAAACUGGACGAGCUGAAGAGGAAAGAGAUGACCAGGCUGCGGAUGCUCAUUAAAGCCAAACACGACAUGGCGGCAGGAGAUGGCUGGAAAGUGGAUCACCAGGCCGUGUUGAAACAGUUUGAGCACCUCAACCACGACAACCCGCACUCGUUUGAGCCCGAGGACUUGAACCGCCUCAUCCAAUCGGCUACAAAGGACCUGGAGAACUUUGACAAGGAGCGCCACGAUGAGUUCAAGCGCUACGAGAUGAUGAAGGAGCAUGAGAGGAGGGAGAAGCUGAAGAUGAUGAAUGAGGAGGAGCGGAAGAAGGAAGAGCAGCAUUUCAACGAUAUGAAGAAGAAACACGCCGAUCACGUCAAAGUCAACCAUCCUGGAAGUGAGGACCAGCUGAAGGAGGUGUGGCAGGAGGCUGAUGGUUUGGACCCGGAUGACUUCAACCCAAAGACCUUCUUCAAAAUGCACGACAGCAAUGGGGAUGGUUUCUUUGACGAGAACGAGCUGGAAGCCCUCUUCGCUAAAGAGCUGGAGAAGGUCUACAACCCGGACAAUGAAGAAGACGACAUGGUGGAGAUGGAGGAGGAGAGACUGCGGAUGAGAGAGCAUGUGAUGAACGAGGUGGACACCAACAAAGACAGACUGGUAUCACUGAGUGAGUUCCUGGCAGCCACAAAUAAACAAGAGUUCCAAGAAAAGGAAGAGUGGGAGACGUUGGACCAAAACCCCUUAUUCACCGAGGAGGAGCUGGCAGCAUACGAGCAACAGCUGGUCAAAGAGGAGAAGAUCAUCAUCGACAAAGCAGCCGACCUGCAGAAGCAGAGGGAGGAGCUCCAAAAGAAGCAGGAAGAACUCGACACUCAGAAGCACCAACUUCAACAGGCCGUGGACGAUCUGCAGAGGAGGAAAGUCCAGGUUGAGGACAAAGCAUAAACCUGGAUGAGGAUCAUCCAGCAACAAGACCCACCUGUGCCUGGACUGUCUCAACGGGCCUUAAUAGCAGGGAGUGUGCAUGUGUUUCUUACCUGCAACGUUAUGUCCUCUCAAUGUGUUUGAAUCCCCACUGGAUGAAUAUAGAUGGGCCAAAAUAAGCCUAUAUGGCAGGGGUGUCCACAAUGCAGCCCGAGGGCAAAUAUCAGUGCUCUAUCAUUAGAAAAUGUUCUAUACAUAAAAAAAAUAUGGGGAAUAAUUAUUGAAAUUUAAUAGCCUGGCUUUUCUGGACCUACACUGGAGUGGUUUUAGUGCGUUUAAUACAAAAUACAAUCUUAAGAUUUGUAUGCAGCCCUCAGUGGAAGGGGAUUAAAUCUGUUUUCUGUCUACUGCUGUCCGCACACUCAGAGGAAUUUAUUUGAGUCAGAGUAUUUAUUUUGUCAGGUUUAUUUACUGUAAAAGUUCAUUUGCAUAUGCCAAACUAUACAUCUUUUAAUUCAGCUUCCAUCUGGCUUUGGUCAGGCGUUUACGUUUCCCUAAAGUGGAAUUAAAAAUAUUUCUACCGCUGUUGUCAUGACAACCACAUCACUCUUUAUGUACUUUAUUAACAAUAUUUGCGAUGAGUGUGUAUUUCUGAUGUCUAAACUUGAAUGUUGGCUUCCUGUCAUACAUUCCACCACAUGAUGUGAAUAAAGUGAGUGAGCCUGCAA
Molecule: messenger RNA, 2099 nt
Organism: Doryrhamphus excisus (bluestripe pipefish)
Lineage: Eukaryota; Metazoa; Chordata; Actinopteri; Syngnathiformes; Syngnathidae
Source: RefSeq, a predicted model, not a curated record